Molecule: messenger RNA, 1070 nt
Organism: Microtus oregoni (creeping vole)
Lineage: Eukaryota; Metazoa; Chordata; Mammalia; Rodentia; Cricetidae
Gene: Nrtn
Product: neurturin
Exons: 3
Coding region: 388-981 (197 amino acids)
Molecular function (GO): growth factor activity; glial cell-derived neurotrophic factor receptor binding; receptor tyrosine kinase binding
Source: RefSeq, a predicted model, not a curated record
CACAAUUCAGGUCCCAUAUCUUCACUGAAAUGGAUCAAAGGGCCUGCAUACAGCUGUGUCUCAGUUUCCCCAUGUCUAGGCUCUGGUAGGACACCGAGUUCACCUCAGUUGUCCCCCUGGCAUGGGAAGUUCAGAUGUUGACACCGGUCCCUGGUCCUACAUGGCCUGCAUCUGGACAAGAGGACUUAGCACUGUAAACACCCCCAGCCUAGCCCUGAGCUCAGCCUCCCGGAUAGGAACACGGCUGUGGCUGUGACCCUUCUCUGAAGGGGGUGGCACCAACAGUGUCGGUCUCCAUGGAGCGUCUCCCUCACCCAACAAGAUCCCAGUGGGGGAUCGGCCUCCACUGGGGGUGGAGAAUGCUGGAAAGAGAGGUCGAGGCCCAGGAUGAGGCGCUGGAAGGCGGCGGCCCUGGUGUCGCUCGUCUGCAGCUCCCUGCUGUCGGUCUGGAUGUGCCAGGAGGGUCUGCUGCUGGGCCACCGCCUGGGACCUGCGCUCGCGCCGCUGCGACGCCCGCCACGCACCCUGGACGCUCGCCUCGCCCGCCUGGCACAGUACCGAGCUCUGCUGCAGGGCGCCCCGGACGCGGUGGAGCUUCGAGAACUUUCCCCCUGGGCCGCACGCGCUCCGGGCCCGCGCCGUCGAGCGGGUCCCCGGCGACGGCGUGCGCGUGCGCGGUCGGGCGCGCGCCCCUGCGGGCUGCGCGAGCUCGAGGUGCGUGUGAGCGAGUUGGGCCUGGGCUACACGUCGGAUGAGACGGUGCUGUUCCGCUACUGCGCAGGCGCGUGCGAGGCGGCCCUGCGCAUCUACGACUUGGGCCUGCGGCGCCUGCGCCAGCGGAGGCGCGUGCGCAAGGAGCGGGUGCGCGCGCACCCGUGCUGCCGCCCGACGGCCUACGAGGACGAGGUCUCCUUUCUGGACGUGCACAGCCGCUACCACACGCUGCAAGAGCUGUCGGCGCGGGAGUGCGCGUGCGUGUGACGCUACCUCACGCCCCAGCCCUGGGCGCCUGCCCGGAGGCCACGCCGACCCUCGCGAAAACUGAAUUCACAUAAAGUGUGGGAACUGCC